Panicum hallii is the source of this 1802-nucleotide messenger RNA. RefSeq lists its product as uncharacterized. The coding region runs from base 117 to 908 and encodes 263 amino acids. The record is from RefSeq and is a predicted model, not a curated record. The transcript has a single exon. Lineage: Eukaryota; Viridiplantae; Streptophyta; Magnoliopsida; Poales; Poaceae.
CCCGCUCAGACGCCAUUACAAACUCUCUCAAGAACAGUGCAACGACCACGGGCAAUAGCAUCAGCUCGGAGGCGCUCGACCGGGAGGGUGGUGCCGGCCUGUUCCCGGCGGCGGCGAUGAGGUACGGCGAGGUGGCGCACUUCAGCCACCCGCAGCACCGCCUCCGGCUGGAGCACCACGACACGCCGUUCCGGUGCGACGGGUGCCGCGAGGUGGGCAUCGGCGCGCGCUUCCGCUGCCCGCACCCGGGCUGCGACCACGACCUGCACCGGCAGUGCGCGCUCCCGCUCUCGCCGUCGCCGCCGCCGCUCCGGCACCCGUUCUACCCGCGCUGCGCGUUCGCCUUCCUCGCGCGGGCGCCCGGCGCCCCCGGGUCGCGCUACUGCAACGCGUGCGGCCGCGACGUCGCCGGCUACGUCUACCACUGCCGCACGUGCGGGUUCGACCUGCACCCGUGCUGCGCCGCGCUCCCGCACGCGCUCGACGCCGGCGGCGGCGUCCGGCUGUACCUGCACCCGGACUCCAAGGCCGGCGUCGCGUGCCACCGGUGCGGCCACCGCGGGCGCAGCUGGAGCUACCGGAGCCACUGCAGGAGCUUCAGCCUCCACGUGGCGUGCGUCAUGGACAUGCUCGUCGAGAGCUGGCACGGCGUCGGCCGCCACAAGGGCGUGUACGACGGCGGGCUGGUGGUGCCCGGGGGCGGCGGGUGCAGGGUGCCGGCAAUCCGGGGCGCGGCGAAGAGCGUCCACGCGAGCAGGGGAGGGUACGCGUCCUGGGGCAGGAAGAAGGGCAAGGUGAAGCGCUGCUGCGAGAUCGCCGGGUUCGCGGGGCAGGUGGUCAUCUCGGCGGUGCUCGGCGACCCCACCGCGCUCAUCGCCGGCGUCAUAGGGUCCCUCAUCGCGCUAUGACGGACGGACGCCGGCCGAGGGCAGCAUGGCGACAUGAUCAAACGUGCAAAAACACUGUACAUAUAUGUGCAUCGCGGUCGCAGGGCGUGCAUUCACAAUUUUCAAAUGGCAUGGCCGCGCAGGUAGAGACUUCGUGGUGAACUAGGGUAUGUUUGGGUUUAGUCCUCGUCGCAUCCCAUAUUUAGACACCAAUUAAAAAUAUUAAAUAUAGUUUAAUUAUAAAAUUAAUUGUAUAAAUGGAAGCUAAUUCACGAGAUGAAUCCAUUAAAUCUAGUCAGUUUAUAAUUUUAUUAUAUUGUGCUACAGUAAACAUGUGCUAAUUGGCGUGCGUAUUAUAAGAUAGGGGAUCGGACAUGGCCCACACCGUACAUCAGCUGUAAUUAAUCAUAGCGUAGAACUAGUCGGAAUAGAAAAAACCUACCCGGGUAGUAUUCGGGUAGGACUCCUGAGCUCGUAUCCGGCUAGGAUUUGCAUGUAACCAUAUCCCCCCAAACUAUAUAAGGGCGGGUAGGAUCCUUCUUGAACGAGACCAUGGGGGACAACUCGUGCCUCGUGCAGAUCAACCCGAUCAACACCUAAGGCAAUACAAGUCACCACAUAGGACGUAGGGCAUUACGCUCCCAGCGGUCCGAACAUGUCUAAACUUUACGUUCCUUACACCUUCGAGUUUCUAAUCUCGGCGAUACCCUACCUACAACCUACCACCUCGGGGGUAUCACUCAGUGGGCUUGAUGAUAAAACACCGACACUAAUGAUGGAUUAAUUAGAUCUUAAUAAAUAAAAUCUAGUAAAUUAGUCUUCAUUUAUGCAAUUAGUUUUGUAAUUAGUCUAUAUUUAAUAUUCUUAAUUACUAUCGUUUUUGACGGAACUAAACUUAAAUCCGACGGAUCCAAA